AAGAAGCUGAAAUAUUUUAGUUGGAAGGCGGUGGUGCAAUAUCGUGAAGUAGUGCUUAAUCGUGAGUGAAAUUCUCUCACACAAUGACAUGUGCACCAUUUUCAAAAGGUAAAAACGUUCACGGGUGACCCCUUGUCAGCAUCAAUACCCACUAUAAAUACCACUAUAAUAUCCUUACUAUACCUAAGUCACAACCCUACUUUGAUCAUUUCACAUUGCCUCAUCAUACAUACCUUGAAGCAUAGCCACAAAGCCAUAAGAAAAAUAAUGCAGCCCAAUUUCUCUCGGUUCACUCUGUUUCUUCUUUUCUUGAUCGCCGGAGGCUCUUUUGCCCGUAAUAUUGGUGGUACGUCCAACAGGGUGGUUGUAGGUGACAGGAAAUUUGCCUCUCCUGAGAUGUCUACGGUGCCUGAUGGACAGACUGGCCCCCCUUCAGGAGCUAGUGGUUCGGGCCACGGGCCUAACUGGGACUAUAAUUGGGGAUGGGGUUCGACUCCAAAUGGUGGAUGGGGUUAUGGGUCUGGUUCAGGUCGGUCCCCAACUGGGUUCGGUAAGGGUUUUGGGUAUGGGUCAGGCUCUGGAAGCGGGUCAGGCUCAGGAUAUGGUUAUGGAACUGGGAGUGGUGGCGCUCAAGGUGGUGGAUAUGGUGCUGGAAGUGGGUCUGGUAAUUCUGCUGGUGGUGGCAGCGGGGGAGGAAGUGGUGGACCGAGUAACUAUGGAACGCAAUCACUAUCUGACCCUCGACAGAGAACCAACCAUGGGUGAGGGAGUUGGCUUGGAGUCCAUGUGUGCAAAUGUUGUCUUAGACCACAAAGUGUCAUGUUUCACUCUACUUAUAUAUAUACAGUGUUUGCAUGGUGUGGGAGCUAUAUAUAUUGAUAUAGUAUGUAGUUUGAGUGACUCUGCAACUUAUUUUUAUCA
This is a messenger RNA of Populus nigra (black poplar), 921 nucleotides long. RefSeq lists its product as uncharacterized. NCBI's taxonomy places the organism in Eukaryota, Viridiplantae, Streptophyta, Magnoliopsida, Malpighiales, Salicaceae. Bases 268 to 765 code for a protein of 165 amino acids. The record is from RefSeq and is a predicted model, not a curated record. The transcript has a single exon.